AAGUAGGAGGGAAAAGGGACAGGUGUUCUGACACAGGUAGACCCAUAUUUGUGCACGCGCCUGCAAAUCAGUAUUGCCAAAUAAUCUGUAGUCUAUGCUUUUGAUGCACCAGGUUUAUUUUCAGCACUUCAGCACCUGCGUGUAUGGACAGCUCCCCUCCCCAUGUCUAUUUUUGAGGAACGCAAGUAGUGGGAUAGAGUGGUCUGUUGAACUGUAGCUGCAGAACCUAUUUCACCAACCUCCGAGCCCGACAAGGAUUGGACAUUGGAUAAUUUGGGAAACUCCCAUGGAUAUUGACAUAUACAAAAAGAAAACUGAGUGAAAGAUGGAUCAACCGAAACGCGGAAAUUGUUGUAGGCCUACUUUGGAGACGAAUACGUAAUUUUGGUUUUCAAAUAUUUUUGAUGCUGCGGUAACUGAAGAUAAUACAUAUAUUUCAUUGCAUGGCGGCUUAGCUGAUCAAUUGGAAUAGACGACAUUGUAUCAGAGAGAAAGUGUGCUUUGUGGCAUAUUGUGAGGAAUGCGCGCAUUCCAAGUGAGUUGAGCGUUAAACAAGGAUGUCUGGCAAUUUGUCCGUCCUGAGGCCUCCAUUAGUGGGUGCCACCGGGUCAAUGCAACCCGCCCUCUCAAACAUGUCCCAGUUUCCCCCUCUGGUUGACUGGGAGACACCCACCUUCACCCGCGCUGCCCAAUUCCGUGUCGGCGCCACCUUAAUCCUCUUCCUAUUUGCUGCCUGCAGCAACCUAGCAUUAUUGGUCAGUGUGUGCCGGGGGCGUGGCCGGCGCCUGGCUUCUCACCUGCGACCACUCAUCAUGAGCCUGGCCGCCGCCGACCUGAUGAUGACCUUUGUGGUGAUGCCACUGGACACCAUUUGGAACAUCACGGUGCAGUGGUAUGGCGGAGACGCCAUGUGUAAGAUGCUAUGUUUCCUCAAGCUGUUUGCCAUGCACUCGUCAGCCUUCAUCCUGGUGGUGGUCAGUCUGGACAGGCACCACGCCAUCCUGCACCCGCUGGAAUCACUCAACUCCCACCACCGGAACAAGAGGAUGCUGGGUCUGGCCUGGGGCCUCAGCGUGCUUCUGGCCCUACCACAGCUGUUCAUCUUCCGGGCCAUCAAGGCCGAGGGCGUAGACUUCACCCAGUGUGUGACCCAUGGCAGCUUCAAAGAGCGAUGGCAGGAGACAGUCUACAACAUGUUCUACUUCGUCACUCUCUACGUGUUCCCCCUGCUGGUCAUGAGCUUCUGCUACACACGCAUCCUCAUUGAGAUCAAUCAGCAACUCCACAGGAACAAAGCUGGUGAGUCCUGCCUGAGACGCAGUGGCACAGACAUGAUCCCCAAAGCGCGAAUGAAGACUCUAAAGAUGACCAUCAUCAUUGUGAUGUCCUUUGUGGUCUGCUGGACGCCCUACUACCUCCUGGGUAUCUGGUACUGGUUCCAGCCGGAGAUGCUGCAGGUCACGCCUGAAUACAUCCACCACGCCCUGUUUGUCUUCGGCAACCUGAACACAUGUUUUGACCCGGUCAUCUAUGGCUUCUACAUGCCCUCGUUCCGGGCCGACCUGGCCAUGUGCUGGUGCUAUAGAAGAAGGGACAUUAAUAUGUCGCCCAGGUCUCUGGACCGCCUGUCCGCCCACCAGGGCCCCCACAGUGGAGUGCAGGACUCUGACGGCCCCGGUGUGGAACAGACCAAAGAGACUGGAGGUGACGGUAGAUGACUGGCACUGACAGUAAGUACAUCUGUAAGGUUGGAGGGCUGAGGGAGAGCAGACCUGGAAAUGAGCGCUACUAAGGAGCAUGUAGACCGACCUACUUAUUCUGUGAGGUGAAGACAGUGACAGGCUAAACAGCACAACCAAAAUGUCUCCCCUCUGAUUGUACGCCCAUCUUUGACAUUUUGAGGACAUUGUUGAAGCAUGGGAGGAGGCACUUGAGUUAGGGGUCAAGCCCAAACUGAGAUGAAAGGGAUAGAUGGAUAAAGAGACAAAACUAUCUUGGAAGCCAAGGUAAGCCAAAGACAUGUUUUCUGGGCCUAAUCUUCAGCGUUAAGCACCAUGGCUAAGGCAGUUCAGAGGUAGACUUGGGAGCCACCCUGAUCUUGUGAGCUUACAUGAAUGGUUUGUUGUAUCCAAGAGGUCCAGAGGGAGGCAGAACAGAACCAACUGGGCUGCAACAACUUUCUGACAACGUUGCAUAUCCAGUUAUACAGCAACAGUUAAGCACAUGCCAUUCUAUUUCAAUUAGUAUAAAAUGGAAAGGCAAACUCAUUUUAAGCACCGUUCCACAACCCUCUAGGAACGAUUCAAACCCUUGUCUGUCCCCUGAUAUAUACACCAUGCUGCUUACAGUAUGUCACACUGCCUGCUGUCUGCCUACAGGUUGCUUUUCCAUGCAACACUGUGUCCUUACAAUGCCAGGCUGCAUGAGAUGAUCUCCAUAGCCACACAUCACUUUACAGAACUGUCAAAUUACAAAACAAAUUACAAAUGCAGUAGGUGGUACAAUAAAAUGGUUGGCCGUUUCCCUCAGAAGACAAACAGUCCAGAGAACUGUCACAUUCAGUGCAUGUCAUGGAGAACAACAUAAUCUGUACUGUACUUAUUAUUCAUGCAUUCACUUCAGCCAUUCAGGCUUGAAAACCAAAGCACAACUACAGUAUACUAUAAUACACUGAGUGUACAAAAAAUUAGGAACACCUUCCUAAUAUUGAGUUGCCCACCCUUUUGUUCUCAGAACAGCCUCAAUUCGUUGGGGCAUAAACUCUACAAGGUUUUAAAAGUGUUCCACAGGGAUGCUGGCCAAUGUUGACUCCAAUGCUUCCCACAGUUGUGUUAAGUUGGCUGAUAGUGGAUCUCUACUCCGAAGAGAAAAAAUCCACUCGCAGAUGGAUACCCUGCUGUCAUGAAGGGAUGCACCGGAUUGGCAAUGAUGUUCAGAUAUCCUGUGGCAUUCAAAAGUCACUCCAGUUUUAUCAAGGGACCCAAUGUGUGCCAUGAAAACAUGACUAACUGUAGCCUGUCUGUUGCUGCUCUACACAAUUUGUGUCAGCCUCCUCUGUCCUCUUUCAUCAAUGACCCUGUUUCAACCACUGGCCUGCCGAUGGCUGGAUGUCCUUUGGGUGGUGGACCAUUCUUGAUACACAGAGAGAAACUGUUGAGCGUGAAAAACCCAGCAGUGUUGCAGUUCUUGACACACUCAAACUGGUGCUCCCGGCACCUACUACCGUACCAGGUUCAAAGGUACUUAAAUAUUUUCCCUUGCCCAUUCACUGUCUGAAUGGCACACAUACACAAUCCAUGUCUCAGUUGUCUUAAGGCUUAAAAAAAUCAUUAUUUAACCUAUCUCUUCCCCUUCAUUGACACUGAUUGAAGUAGAUUUAACAGGUGACAUCAAUAAGGGAUCCUAGCUUUCACCUUGAUUCACCUGGUCAGUUUAUGUCAUGGAAAGAGCAGUGUUUUGUACACUCACUGGAUAUGGCAGCAGAUUGCAGACAGGUGGAAUCCAUAAUGCAUCAAGCCCAUUAAUCUUACCAUUGUGCUAAAGGGCCAAGAAGAUACUUGUUAGUAGGGUCACAAGUAGUGGGCUAAGCCAUAGUCAUUACGCUAUACAAAUCAAUUCUCCUGAUCAUUCUCCUGUAGCUACAGUAUGCUCUGAGGCUUGAGGCAGCCAGAUUGAUAGUCAUGUAAGAAGAAUAUCAUGGGAUGUCUGUCCUGGGGGUAUACACUAUACACAUACUGUAUGCUCACCUUCUUAUGGAAUGUUCCGAAUAUCAUAUACACAGAGGUAUGGGGGGGUUGUUCCAUCCCACCCAAAAUCGGUAUGUUCAUGAGACCUCUCCCCCAACGUGAGCAAGACAAAAGAGCUGAUCGUGGACUACAGGAAAAGGAGGGGCGAACACACCCCCAUUCACAUUGACGGGGCUGUAGUGGAACGGGUCGAGAGUUUCAAGUUCCUUGGUGUCCACAUCACCAACAAACUAUCAUGGUCCAAACACACCAAGACAGUUGUGAAGAGGGCACAACUAAAUGUUUUCCCCCUCAGGAGACUGAAAAGAUUUGGCAUGGGUCCCAAGAUCCUCAAAAAGUUCUACAGCUGCACCAUCGAGAGCAUCCUGACCAGUUGCAUCACCGCCUGGUAUGGAAACUGCUCGGCAUCCGACCGUAAGGCGCUACAGAGGGUAAUGCGAACGGGCCAGUACAUCACUGGGGCAAAGUUUCCUGCCAUCCAGGACCUAUAUACUAGGCGCUGUCAGAGGAAGGCCCUUAAAAUUGUCAAAGACUCCAGUCACCCAAGUCAUAGACUGUUCUCUCUGCUACCGCACGGCAAGCGGUACCAGAGUGCCAAGUCUAGGUCCAAAUGGCUCCUUAACAGCUUCUACCCCCAAGCUAUAAGACUGCUGAACAAUUAAUCAAAUGGCCACCUGGACUAUUAACAUUGACCCCCCCCUUUGUUUUUACACUGCUGCUACUCGCUGUUUACUAUUUAUGCAUUGUCACUUUACCCCUAUCUACAUGUACAAAUUACCUCGACUAACCUGUACCCCCGCACAUUGACUCGGUACCGGUACCCCCUGUCUAUAGCCCCGUUAUUGUUAUUUUGUGUUACUUUUUAUUCGAUUUUUUACUUUAGUUUAUUUAGUAUAUAUUUUCUUAACUCUGUUUCUUGAACUGCAUUGUUGGUUAAGGGCUUGUAAGUAAGCAUUUCACGGUAAGGUCUACACCUGCAUUCGGCGCAUGUAACACAGGAAAUUAGAUUUGAUGUGAUGCCUUGAACCUUGUGGGGGAAAACAGACAUUUGCCAAAUUAUACAAAAAAAGACAAUUAUGCAUAAUUGUUUUUACCCACUUCAAGUAACAGACGUUGUUUAUGGAGCAGGGUAGCAAGAUAAAGCAAGAUAGCAAGGUAUGGAAAUGAAUUUAGAAUCAAUACACAAUGUACGUCUGUAAAGCAUUGGAAUGAUUGUAAUGUUCAGUGUACAGUAUUUGCUGUUUACUGUUGUUCGGAAUUCACAGGGUUAUAAAGUAACAGGGUUGACAGUAACAGGGUUGACAAUAACAGGGUUGAUGAGUUCAUCUUAAAAUCAGCCACAAAUCCCCUUGUGACAGGGGGAAUGGAAGCUUGUUCUGUGUGUUCAACAGGGAGUGGCAACUGAAUGCAAGCAAACAAUUAAAUAAAAACAUUUGUUUAAACAUU
This is a messenger RNA of Salvelinus fontinalis (brook trout), 5192 nucleotides long. Its product is annotated as gonadotropin-releasing hormone II receptor-like. Lineage: Eukaryota; Metazoa; Chordata; Actinopteri; Salmoniformes; Salmonidae. The transcript has 4 exons. The coding region runs from base 558 to 1718 and encodes 386 amino acids. The record is from RefSeq and is a predicted model, not a curated record. Gene Ontology annotation, cellular component: membrane. Gene Ontology annotation, biological process: G protein-coupled receptor signaling pathway. Gene Ontology annotation, molecular function: peptide binding; gonadotropin-releasing hormone receptor activity.